This is a messenger RNA of Danaus plexippus (monarch butterfly), 3087 nucleotides long. RefSeq names its product lysophosphatidylcholine acyltransferase (gene LPCAT). The record is from RefSeq and is a predicted model, not a curated record. The coding region runs from base 247 to 1731 and encodes 494 amino acids. The transcript is spliced from 11 exons. Lineage: Eukaryota; Metazoa; Arthropoda; Insecta; Lepidoptera; Nymphalidae.
AUUUCAUUAAAUGUCAGAGUGAUAGUUUAGUGGCGGCUGUGGCGCUUUGGUCGGCAAUCGUUUAAAGCAUUCAGUUUUGAUCUUUUCUCCUAGAUGAGAGUACGUAGUACUCACUCGCGAAUAAUUCCGACUACAAAUUCGUUUCGGAUUUAUUAUUAUUUGCGCGUUGUACAAGUAUCACUACACAUCGUUAAUGCGUUAAAUAAAAUGAGUGUUUAACGUGUUCUUACACUAUAUUUGCAUUUAAUGACUGUGAAAAUGAAUGGUAAAAUGCACAGCGAAACGGGCACUUUCUCAUCCGAUGGUAUGAGAGCCGAAAUAUUAAAUCCUUUCGUCCACAAGCUUGAACUGGACAAUACAUACGACAAGAUAAGGACGGCGAUCUUCACAGUGAUUCUUCUGCCAUUCAGAGUUAUCGUCAUUUGUUAUCUGAUUGUAUCUGCUUGGUUUUUGGCCUGCAUCGGCUUGUAUGGACUCAGUGAGGAGGAUUUGAGAAGGAAACCAAUGACCGGCUGGAGAAGCAAACUGCGCUUCUAUAUUCUGUCCCUCAUGCGGUUGGUGGUGGUAGCUGCUGGUUUCCACCGCGUGCGUGUUCUGGGCCGUCACCACCUACCGUCCAGUCCGAGGGAUGCGCCGGUGGUGGUGAUGGCACCACACUCCUCCUUCUUCGACGCGAUCGCCAUCGUCUGCCUUGGCGCUCCAAGUGUCGUCGCUAAAGCUGACACCGCAAGGCUUCCAUUCAUUGGACAGUUAAUAAACUACACGCAGCCGGUGUAUGUGUGGCGGGAUGACCCUAACUCGAGACAGAACACCAUCAAAGAGAUUAUAGAACGAGCGACCUCCAAAGAAGACUGGCCUCAGGUGCUAAUUUUCCCCGAAGGAACUUGCACGAACCGCUCUUGUCUCAUCACAUUCAAGCCUGGUGGCUUCUACCCUGGGGUACCGGUACAGCCUGUGACGAUCAGGUAUCCCAACGCUAAAGACACGGUCACUUGGACCUGGGAAGGACCUGGCGCAUUGAAGCUCCUAUGGCUGACGUUAACUCAAGUGCAUAGCUCCUGCGAAAUCGAGUUCCUUCCGGUCUACUAUCCCAGUGAAGAAGAGAAAAAGGAUCCCAAGCUGUACGCGAGAAACGUUAGAGAUGUUAUGGCCAAAGCUCUGGGGGUGCCAGUUCUAGACUACACAUACGACGACUGUAGACUGAUCGCCCGCGCCAAGCAGCUCGGCAUACCGGGCGGCGCGCUAUGUAGGGAAGUCAGCGAACUUAGGGCCCACUUGGGUUUGGACAGUUCCCCUUCAGAUAUGGAGCCGUCUCCAGGCGCCUGGUAUGACUUGCAGCAGUUCGCGCGUCGUCUCGGCACAGACGCGCAGAACCCUCACGCUCGACGUCUCUUCGACAUUUACAAACAGAGGUCCAACGGCCUGGUCUUCUUCCCGGACUACCAGCUGUGUGCGUGUUAUCUGUCUCUUCAGCAUGAGCCUGUCGCGACGAUUCUACAACACGCCUUUAAGCUGUACGAGGCGUCAGGUCGAUUGAGUCGUAACCAGUUCGAGCACGUCGCCGCCCGCUGUCUCGGCCUGUGUGUGGAGGACGCGGGUCACGCCUUCACUCAGGCGGAUAUUGACGAGAAGACGUUCAUAACAUACGAUGACUUCAUAAACUUCGCUCAGAAAAAGGCGGAAUUCUCAUUUAUCUUCACAAGUGAUUCAACAAAACCGAAGACUCAGUGAUGGCGGGCGAGCGUCCCGACCGUUUGCAGUCAGGUACCGCUUAUACAGAAUUGACGAAAAAGAGAUUACGAAUUGAGGGGGAAUUAUGGAUAUGGCAAUCCCUAUUCUAAGGAUAUUGAAUUCUCUUUGUCCAUUUUUAAAUAUUUUAUCAUAAAAUCCAUAUCUUUUAACAUGCGUAACGAAACCUUUAUGUCAAUAUUUUAGUAAAUUUAUAGAUAUUGCGUAUUUAACUAUUUCUAUUUUUGCUAUGAUGGAAAACUUAAACAUAUUUGCUUUUAUGACUUCAAAUUAUUAUGAGUAAGAUUUGCUUUUCUAUGUAAUUAAUUAUAAAUGUAUAUUUUCGUAUUGCAAUGUUAAGAUUAUUUUAAAAAGCAAAUCUGUUAUUUAGAUUUACUACCUAAUUUGAAUAUCUGUAGUUACGUUCACUAGGUACAAAAUACUCGAAUAGUACCUAUUCCAUAAUAUAAAAGUUGGUAAAGUAUUUUCGCUACAUACUUAUUUUAUUUGUUUAGUCUGCACUCUGCAGUCUGAGAUGGCGGGUAAAUUAUGUAUAUCUAACAGUUGACACGUCUUGUCAAUUGUCACUUGUCAAUUUCUGAUUUCAAUUUUCAGUUUUUACGAUAAGUACUUGGUUCUAUUUGUGUGUAUAAUGACUAGUUAUAAACUUGUUGCAAUUAACAUUAUAUAUAUAAUGUAAAUAUUAUAUUGUUUAGCGUAAGCGUUGCAUUCACAGAGCUUCGACGUUAUUGUUAAUGUGAUAAUCUUUAAACAGUAUCGAAAAUAUAGACGGUGUAGCAGAAUUUGCUUAUAAAAGUUUUGAUAUUGUUCUAAUGCCUACUAAGAAGAAUGAAGUUUGUGUCGUAACUAGCAAUCUGCUCGAUGAUGUGCUUCCUUAUGAAAAAUUGCGGUGAGGUUUGUUGCUUGUUUUAAAAGUUCAUUUAAUAGCUAAAAUAUUCAUGCAAUAUACCAUAUACUCCGAUAAAAGAAAAAAAAUAUAAGUAGAUUUAAACAAAGUCUAGACUUCUGUGUAAUAAUUAAAAAUGUAAUUUUUAGAUUUUGAAAUAAGUUAUGUGUAGUGCCUAAGUCAAAUUUGAAACUUGUAAAUAGAAGUAGCAUAGGUUAAAAGUAAUUACCAAAUAGAAAAAGAUGGUUUAUUUUAUAUUUCUUUUACAUAAAAUGUAAUACUCAUUGACUUUAAUCAGUUUAUUUUAAACCAGUGUAUAAUUUAUGAACUAUUUUAAUAGAAUAUAUUUGCAACAUAUAGGGUCAAUUAAAAUUAUGUGUAUUGCAUUGCAAUUUAUACCUGGCUUUAUAACAAGGCUUAAUUAAAUCUUUAUAUCUUACAAAAAAAAAAAA